AUGGAUUCCGUUAAGAUCUUCAAAGGCUACGACAAACUACAACACCAUCCAAACCCAAAACCCAAACCCUUCACCGCCACACUUUCCAUCCUCGCAAUCCUCUUCCUCACCUUCACCUUCGCCUUCGCCCUCGCCUCCAUCCUCCACCACCACCACCACCACCACCACCACCACCGCACCGCCACCGAGUCACCCCAACACCAACAACUUCUCAACUCGGCCGAGUCCAUCCGAGUCGUCUGCAACGUCACGCGCUUCCCAGGCGCCUGCCUCGCCGCCAUCCCGCCCUCCCCCAACGCCACAAGCCCCCAGUCCAUCCUCGCCCUCUCGCUCCGCGCGUCCGUCCACGCGCUCCGCAGCGUCGCCUCCACGCUCGCCGCCGCCCAGGGACACGCGCUCGCCGACUGUGCACACAAAGUGAUUGUCACUACGGUUUCGGUUUUGGAUACUCAUAGCUGCGAUAGUGCAUAG
Cajanus cajan (pigeon pea) is the source of this 471-nucleotide messenger RNA. Lineage: Eukaryota; Viridiplantae; Streptophyta; Magnoliopsida; Fabales; Fabaceae. The record is from RefSeq and is a predicted model, not a curated record.